Messenger RNA from Callorhinchus milii (elephant shark), 1862 nucleotides. RefSeq names its product chromosome unknown C1orf174 homolog (gene cunh1orf174). Bases 144 to 1046 code for a protein of 300 amino acids. The record is from RefSeq and is a predicted model, not a curated record. The transcript has 5 exons. NCBI's taxonomy places the organism in Eukaryota, Metazoa, Chordata, Chondrichthyes, Chimaeriformes, Callorhinchidae.
UUACCAAUCAGCUGAUGGAGGCUCUGUGUGUGUGGUGGGGGCAACUUGUCCAGUUGGAACUUACACAUGUCUGUUUUUGCUCAGGUUGGAACAGGGAAAGUUGCUGAAGGAACGCGAGGGGGAACAGUCAAGUUGUUUUUAACAUGAGGACAAAGAAGCCCAUGGUUGCGACUCGCUGUUCAGUUCGCUUGAGGAACAGGCGGCUUCGAUGCUGUGGAUUGGGGUCUUCCAAUGACGGCAGCCGUGGCAGAACACAGAAAGCCACCUCGUCUGCGGACAAAGCAAAUCCCACCUUGGUCUCUGUGGUUCCCAACCCAAAUAAGCCUCCCACAAAGAAAGCAAAGUGGGCACGAGUGGAGGCGACUGAUGGCACUGAGCAGGGCUGGGAAGACUGCGAGACCACAGAACUGUCUCACAAAGCAGCACAACGAAAGGAGGAGUCGGCAGUUCGAGUUUGCAUAGAAGGGCACUCCUUGCGUCCUGAGGUUGAGGCAACCUCUGUCACCAACUGGGUAGAGAAUGAAAAGCCAGGAGAGAGCCCAGCUCAAACUUACGAGCCAGCCUCAAAGCACAGCCACUCCCUGGAGAUGUGUAACAUGGGACCAUUGGAAACUAUCAGCAAUGGCGUCUUGGGAAAUGAAGGUGGGAGUGAGAAAACAGAAGACAGUGUAGAAGGAGAUACAUCAGAAGACCGAGAGAGCAUGGAGGUUGAUCAACAUCGUGGAACUUCCUUGAAACUGGACAACAGUGUCUUUUUGGACGAAGACAGUAACCAACCAAUGCCUGUCGGCAAAUUCUUUGGGAAUGUAGAAAUCAUGCAGGAUCUUCCACCAUUCAUGCCGAUGCCGGAAUCUCUGACCCGGAGAGAGUACAGGAGACGGCAUUUCAUCGCGAAAGAGGACGAGGACGAAGACCUGAUAGAACAGGGAGCUGGCGAGAGCGUAGGAGAGCCAAGGGAUAGGCCUGUCUCCGGAGUGGGGAUAUCUGCGGACCUUGAGCCAAUGGCUGUGCAGAACAUGCCAGAAAUGCUGAAGAAGUGCUUGUGACAAUCUCCCGGGAUGUAGAGACUCCUAACCAACACGCAGCAAAGCAGAGACGUUUGUUUGCAAAGAGACUUCUCCAGAUGACCCCACGUGCUGGCUUGAACAUGAGCCAACACUUGCCGUUGCCUCGUCCACAUUUGCACCAAGUGCCAUGUUUAGUCCUUAAGGAUUUUGCUGUUGUUUCAGCUGUUUUGCUCUACUUUAAUGCAUUUUUAUGUUGAUGUUUGCAAGACAGGCCCAACAAACUCUUGUGUAGCGAAAACAGGGCAGUAACCAAAUUACUUGUGGCCCUGUCAGAUCUCGCUGUUUAAUCUCUGGGGCAAAAUGAGUGGCGUUUGGCAUUUUUUGCAGUGUGUUGCCAGAGUGGGUGAGAUGUGCUAUCCACACUGAUUCCUUUAAAGAGUCGAGAUCAUAAUUUAAUGCUAGUAUUGAGCUUUCAAAGAGCAGAUGGGAAACUUUCACAGUUGUUUUCUGGGAUCGUCAGUGAAAUGAGAGGGGAAGAUUCUGCCAUUGAGCAUGGCUUUCUAUGUACAGCCUGCGCUGUCCACCAUUCACCGGUUCAUGGGAUUUAAUUUGAGAAACCGAGGGCAAGGCAGAGCUGGGGUAAUUACUGCAAAAUUUCGAGAGAGGUUGUAAUGAUUAGAAGAUGUAGCAAUAGAUGUAGCUGCUCUCCAGAGAACUGGCAGCCAAUGGAAGAUGAAUCAAAUAAAACCCAUUAUGCAGACAUUACGCUAUUACACCGAGCGCCAGCAUAUUAGGGGGUGACCUCAACCACCUCAAAAAGCUAAUCCAAAGAAUAAAACAAUCCUUUGCAUUUGU